AUUCGAUUGUGAAAAACCAUGUGGGGUAAAUUGUUGACGUUAAGAUAGAAAAAUAGAAUCAGACCAAAAAGCCGCCCUUUCCAUUUUUUGAAUUGGCACAGAAAAGGAGUAGGGGUCUGUGGGAGUGGCUAUCGUUUUCCACUUUGAACGUUUGGCUUGUUUGCUUUCGCCUCUCCUCGUCUCCAGCACCUUUCAUACGUGACUGCGACCAUUUUCCUCAAGUCUUCUUAAGCGUCCUGCCACACUUCCAUAAGCUAUGGAGGCAGCUUCAAAUGAAGUAAAACAUUUAAAGUUAAAAUUAACAAACCCUGCAAGAAAUAAGAAUAUAGAAUAUAAAUUCCUAGAAAAUCCAGAUGUUGGUAAUAUCAUACUAGAUGUUAUUAGAUUGGCGAGGGAACAGUAUCCUCAGUUGGAUUGUCUUCUGAGUGAAACAGUGUUACGGCGGUAUGACAUCACAAAACACAAAAGUUUGAAUACAUUAUGUGCAUAUUUCAACAGGAGUAUUCGUCAUUUAUUCUACAAUGUGCCAUACCCACUUGAAAAUACGGCGAAUAAAUCUUUACUCGAAAAGAUUUUCAGCAUAGUGGUGAAGGAAAAACAUUUACCAAAAGAUGUCUUCAAUGAUAAGAACUUUGAGAGUGUUUGCAAUAUAUUUGAAUCUUUAAACUUGACAGAAAAUGAUUCAAUUUGCAACAUUGGAACUGGAAUAGGUGAAAUAAUAUUACAGCUUGCUUCUUAUUUGACGCCCUGCUCUAAGAUUGUCGGUCUUAUGGAAAAUUGUAUACCAGAGCAUUCUAAAAUGUUUCACAUUCAUUUUCAACAGUAUGCUGAUUGGUUUGGGAAAAAAAAUAAGAAAAUCCAUUUCAUUUGGCCUGACUGUUUUUCAUUACCACAAUUUGUAAAUCAGAUCGGUACGUACACCAUCAUAUUUAUUGGAGAGUCAAUACUGGAAAGAGAGAUACUUUUAAAUAUGAUUUCAUUGUUAAAUGAGAAUACAAAAAUAUAUUCAACAUCGUUAAUUCUUGAAAUGAAAGAUUCUCUAGGGCUAGAAUGUCUAACAUCUACGAAUGAACAUUAUCCUUUCAUUUACAUGAAAAAACAUACAGAAACAACAAAACUAUUAGGUGAUUCGUUAAUAAAUUCCAAAACUGAAAUAAGAAAAUUGAGUCUUGAACAUAACUUAGAAGAGGAAAAUUUGCAAAAGAAUUCUUGCGACUUUCUCGUAAAGGAUACAGAAAGCAGUAUUGAAUGCAUAAAUAAUGGCCCUCUGAAAAUCUUUACUGAAGAUUUAAAUGAUGCUGAAUUAUCAGACAGCAAUUUUAUUGGUGUUCAAACAAGAAGAUCAUGGGCAGAAUGGUGUAGAAAUAAGGUAGAUUUUCAAGUAAAUAAUAUCAGCAAGGAUAAUAGUGAUUUAGAUCGAAGAGUUAAACAAAAUGAUUCAUUUUCAAGAAAGCAUAGAUUUAAAAAAUCACAGAUAUCUCGUUCCAAACUUGCCAGGACAAACAAAGUUAAAGAUAAUUUAGAAAAGUGCGACUUUAAUAUGGAGGAUGGUGAUGAGGAACCAAGAAUAAGUGGUAUUCCCAUUGAUGUCUAUGAAAAAAUGUAUACAAUUCUAUACAAAAAAGUAGAAUUUUUUAGUAUUAAAUGCCCAACUUUUUUACUCAAAGGACACGAUGAACAAUUUAAUGAAUCGUGUUUCAAUAGUUCAGAUAUUGGAACAAAAUUGGACUGAAUAAAGUGAUAUCUAAGUUAAUUCUAAAAUGUCAAUAAUUAUUCAAAAUUAAUAUAAAAAUAAUUUUGAAUUGUUAAAUGUAUUUUUAUAUAAAUUACAUUUGAGUAAAAGUCAAGUGAAAACUACUUUUAACUUGAACUGAAAUAUUUUGGUAAAAGAAUUAAGUUAUUAAGUAUGUAGUGUAAAUAAGUGUUUUGAAAAAUAAACAUUACAGAUAAAAAGCAAUGGACUUUUUUAAUUACAUGCUUUUUU
Molecule: messenger RNA, 1984 nt
Organism: Cimex lectularius (bed bug)
Lineage: Eukaryota; Metazoa; Arthropoda; Insecta; Hemiptera; Cimicidae
Exons: 2
Coding region: 257-1732 (491 amino acids)
Biological process (GO): DNA repair; DNA damage checkpoint signaling; regulation of transcription regulatory region DNA binding
Cellular component (GO): nucleus
Molecular function (GO): histone H3K79 methyltransferase activity
Source: RefSeq, a predicted model, not a curated record